Messenger RNA from Fimicolochytrium jonesii, 682 nucleotides. RefSeq lists its product as uncharacterized. Gene Ontology annotation, biological process: regulation of cytoskeleton organization. Gene Ontology annotation, cellular component: axoneme. The transcript has 3 exons. NCBI's taxonomy places the organism in Eukaryota, Fungi, Chytridiomycota, Chytridiomycetes, Spizellomycetales, Powellomycetaceae. The record is from RefSeq and is a predicted model, not a curated record. Gene Ontology annotation, molecular function: microtubule binding. Bases 209 to 574 code for a protein of 121 amino acids.
UGAAGGAGCGCCGGUCCAAGUUCCGUAUGUCAGGCUCAUAUUGGGAUGCAAGGAAGGCCACCGUUCUUGUCGGCAAGGCAAUGCAGAUCAGUGGCAUGCUCACCGAUGUCGAUGAAGGCAACGGGCUCAUGUUUGGGCCAACGGAACAAAAGGCUUCGGUCAACACGGAAUCGCCUUCAUCAGGAGAAGCUAGCUUCUUUACCGGCAGAUGUACCAUGAAAAAGAAGCCAGAAAGCACCCAUCCCCCUUGCCAUUGAAUCCAACAACACAGCCAUCCGCCCUUCCCCUACCAGUAAAUUCUUCAACGACAACGGAAGAAGAAGACCCUAACGACGCCAUAUACACCUGGGUCGACAGCAUCCCCCUCUCGCGCCCGAAACGAAAUACACAACGGGAUUUCAGUGAUGGCGUGGCAACAGCGGAGGUGAUACACCACUACAUCCCGAAACGGGUGGAUUUGCACAACUACCCCCCGGCAAACGGAGUCAAGCAAAAGUUGUACAAUUGGGCUACAUUAGAUCAAAACAGGAUCCCUGCAUCCCUCCGCGACGAUGAUAAUUGUACCAUCCAUUGAUAACGACAUAAUUCCCUUAUUUACGUCACGGCUUGGGACACGUCCCUGGGUAAGCUAGCUGCAGUGUCUCCUCCGUCAGUGUCUCUGCAGUCCUCCGUCGUAAGAAUA